AUGUCAGACGAUGGGCUCGCUGGUACGAACAAGAAGAAGCAGAAAGUUGCUGACGAUCGUGUAGCCUCGCCUCGAGAGGUCAAUGACGCUCACGAUUCUUUACCCUGUCGGGCACUCUGGGGUGGAACCACUCCGCCGGUUAAGAGACCUCCCCUCGCUCCUUCUGCAGCCGUAAAGUUCGACUACCGUGGGACACGUCCGCUUGUUAAUGACGAAACUGCGUGCGGUGAGCUGGUUCGCCAAGUGCGGGGAGGAUCAAGGUUGAUGCCUGAAAUUCGCGAGUUGGCGUUUCCGGAAAAGUAUAAUGACUCGGCCCGUGCGGAUGCGACGGCGUUGGCUCGGAAGAACCUUCUUGUGUUGGAGUAUGAGUGCGCCUUGCGCAAAGUAGUCUUGGAACUUGUCAAGGCCGAAGAGGUCAUCAAGGCAAAGGAUACUGCGCUCGAGGAGAUGAGGCAUGAUAUUUCUGCAAAGGCAAAUGAAAUAGCGCUUGAGCGCAGCCGCCAUGCCUGCGAAUACAAGGAUGCCAAGGAGAUGAACGGUCGUCUUGAAGGUGAGCUUGAGACUACUCGGAGGCGGGUCGUCCAGCUGGAAAAAGACUUAGCCGAUGCUGCUUUGAAAGCGAAGGAAAACAUGGACCGUUCGAAGCAAAUUCGGAACCGUGAGGCCAUGUCCAUUAGAGGUCAAUUGAUGACGUCGGCGGAUCGUCGCUUUGGGAAAUUUCGGAAGUACAUGGCGGAUAGGGAUAAGCUUGAGGAAAAGCUUUCCUUCCACAGUCAGGCCAUUGGGGCUUUGGAGUCAUUCGACCUGCUGGAGGAAUGGGGGGCGAAGGACCCUAGGAAAUUGAAAGAAAUCUUGGUCGCGAAUGAGGCACGGCUCAAGGAAGAGGUCAAAGGAGUCGAAGUUGAAGAGAUCGCGGAAAGGGAUCUCUCCCUCACCCCCUCCUCGCCAUGA
Molecule: messenger RNA, 951 nt
Organism: Eruca vesicaria subsp. sativa (arugula)
Lineage: Eukaryota; Viridiplantae; Streptophyta; Magnoliopsida; Brassicales; Brassicaceae
Source: the annotation of a GenBank genome assembly